Saccharomycopsis crataegensis is the source of this 504-nucleotide messenger RNA. RefSeq names its product Mhf1p (gene MHF1). The coding region runs from base 1 to 504 and encodes 167 amino acids. Gene Ontology annotation, cellular component: FANCM-MHF complex. The record is from RefSeq and is a predicted model, not a curated record. Gene Ontology annotation, molecular function: chromatin binding; protein heterodimerization activity. The transcript has 2 exons. Gene Ontology annotation, biological process: replication fork processing; resolution of meiotic recombination intermediates. Lineage: Eukaryota; Fungi; Ascomycota; Saccharomycetes; Ascoideales; Saccharomycopsidaceae.
AUGAGCAUGGAAGAGGAUGAUGUCCAAGCACAUCUCAAAGCUUCAAUAUGGGAUACGGUUUCAGAAUUGGUAGAUCAGGAAACAAAGGGUUUGGGGAUAUCCGCCACCCCCACUUUCAUAGCAGCACUUGUGCAACUUGUUUUUGAUCAAUUGCUUUCUGUGGGAGAGGAUUUAAAAGCUUUUGCAGACCAUGCUGGAAGGAGAACCAUAGUGCCUGAUGAUAUGUUUAUGGUUACAAGAAAAAAUGGUCAGUUGACUGAGUUGUUAAAGAAUCACUACCUGUUAUUGUUAUCAGAAAAGAAAGGACGCCAAGAGGAAGAAUACCACGAAGCACAUGGUCAUUCCUCUUACAAGGAUAAUCAAGAUCGUAAAUUGGAAGAUAGUACAGUGGUGGAUUCCAGGAAAAAGUCAACAGAGAACAAUAGAGGUGACUUUGAUGACGAUAGUGAUGAAUUCGAUGAUGAUUUGGAUUUGGAGCCAAUUCAGCGACCAUCCAAGCGAUAA